Messenger RNA from Lactuca sativa (garden lettuce), 1017 nucleotides. RefSeq names its product protein FAR1-RELATED SEQUENCE 1. The record is from RefSeq and is a predicted model, not a curated record. Gene Ontology annotation, molecular function: zinc ion binding. Lineage: Eukaryota; Viridiplantae; Streptophyta; Magnoliopsida; Asterales; Asteraceae. Gene Ontology annotation, biological process: regulation of DNA-templated transcription.
AUGAAAGAAUUUAAUCUUGAAGAUGAGAAAUGGUUUAAAGAUAUUUUUGAAAAUAAGGAAGCAUGGGUACCUGCAUAUUUCAAUGAUUUUCCAAGGUGUGGGUUGAUGAAGACAACAUCAAGGUCUGAUAAUACAAAUUCAUUUUUCAAUACAUAUUCAGAAACUAAAAAUUUCUUUCAAAAUUUCAUGAUGAAUUAUGAAGCUACCAUUAAAAAACAAUGUUAUACAGAACGUGAACUUGAUCAUAAAACCAAGGGAGCAAAGUAUUAUUGGAGGUCACCACAUAUGAUAGAACAACAUGCAACAAAGGUGUAUACUAGCAAAGUUUUUUUUGAAAUUCAAAAGGAGAUUUAUAAAGGAGGUUGGUUUUGUGAGGUUAAAGAUUUAGGGGAGGGAGAUGGAUGGGAAAUUUUUAAAGUUAUUCAUAAGAACCAAAAACACGAAGUAAAAGCAACAUAUAAGGUGGAACUAAAAUAUGAUGAAAAAGGAGUUAGUUGCACCUAUGGACAUUUUAAUCGGUUUGGUAUUCUCUGUAGACAUGCUUUUAAAGUAUUGAUGGACAAAAAUUUUAAUGAAAUACCGAAACAAUAUAUUCUUAGCCGAUGGACAAAUGAUGUAAUAUCUUUGAAUUAUCAGUUGUCGAGAGAUCGUUUUGAUGAAGAGGAUGAAGAAGUUACCAAACUUGUUAAUGAAGUAUUUUUGAAUGUUGAAACUACUUUAGACAUUGUGAGACAUGAUAAGCAGAAGUUAGCAUUUUUGGCGGAAAAAACAGAAAUUUUGUUGAAUGAGGUGAAGAGUAAUUGUUCAUGUGAAAAGCCUAUUACAAAUUCGGAUAUCCUUGAAAAACUUUACAAUGUUACUAUUCCAGAAGAAGUCGAGAUUUUUGUUCCAGAAGUUCAUCAUAAUAAAAUAUCACGAAAGAAGAGGCUUAUUGGUGAAGUUGAAAAAAGCAUUUAUGAAUGCUCAAACGAAGAACAAAAAAUGUUCACUAUAUGGUACAAGAGAACCACACAAUAG